Molecule: messenger RNA, 1344 nt
Organism: Python bivittatus (Burmese python)
Lineage: Eukaryota; Metazoa; Chordata; Lepidosauria; Squamata; Pythonidae
Gene: CAAP1
Product: caspase activity and apoptosis inhibitor 1
Biological process (GO): regulation of apoptotic process
Source: RefSeq, a predicted model, not a curated record
UGAACGUAAGGCGCGGAUCUCUGAUCCCAGCGGCGCGAGAUGGCUAUUUGAUGCGGUUAUUUAUUUAUUUUUAAAGACACUUUAAAGGAGCUGCCACCGUUUCGGGGAGGCGGACGCCAUGACGGGCCGUAAAUUCUCUAAAGAGAAGAAGCGACAUCGCUCGCGUUUGUGCUGUCCAGAGGAGGGAGGCGGCAGCGACAGGAAACGGCGGAGCACUGACGCGGUCCGCGGCCCUCCGGAGGAAACCAAGUGUAUUGUUCAGGUUCCAGAAAAGAAAGAUGUGGUAGAAGAGCCCAGUGACAUAGAAGAAGGUGGACUAGAUCUGACUGUGCAAUUAAAGCCUGUCAGUUUCUAUAUUACAGACAAGAAGGAAAUGCUUCAGCAAUGCUUUUAUAUCAUAGGGGAGAAGAAAUUGCAGAAGAUGUUGCCUGAUGUUUUAAAGAGCUGUUCUGUAGAAGAAAUUAAAAGGCUUUGUCUUGAACAAUUGGAGCUUAUGUCUGAGAAGAAGUUAUUGAAAAUUCUUGAAGGUGAGAGUGGGGUGGACUCUGAUAGUGAUGAGGAGACCAAUGGUGGUGAAGAAAAGACAAUAGUUGAACCAGUCAGUCAGCAAGACAAUAGCAUAGAUUCUACUUCUUCUCUGAAGGAAGAAAACAAAUUGGAAGGGCUGGAUUCAAAACAAGGCAAAGGAGAAGAUAGUGAUAUUCUCAGCAUCAAUGCAGACGCAUAUGACAGCGACAUUGAAGGACCAUGCAAUGAAGAAGAUAAUCCAGAUGUGCCAGAACGGACAGUUGGAAGUGGAGAUGGCCAGAUAGAUGACCUUCAGAAAGACAUUGAGAAAAGUGUAAAUGAAAUCCUGGGGCUUGCUGAAUCCUCCCCAAAGGAUUCCAAGGCAGCAGCUUUAGCAGUUCCUCCAACAGAUGAUGUUCAGCCAUCAGCACAGCAGCUGGAGCUCCUGGAGCUUGAGAUGCGAGCGAGGGCUAUUAAGGCCCUUAUGAAAGCUGGAGAUGUAAAAAAAUAGCCACAGGGCUAUUUCAUUUGCUAGAUAGUUGUAUUUGCUCUGAUGAAUGUAGGGUCAGCUUCCUUCCAUGCUACAGUAUAUUUGGACUAGUUUUGACAUUCCUCAUUCAAGCCCUUUGUGUAUUCUAGCUCAUAGCUGAAAUAGUUGGCAGCAGUUUAUCAGGGCCAUCAGUCCGCUUCUGUGACUUAUGCAAACAGAUUGGUUUGAUGCUGUUUUUUCCAGCUGUCCUUUUUUUUAGAUUAUUUCCCAACAUGAAUUGGAAAACAGUCAGAGGCAGUAUGGAUGCAGCUAAGCCCUGUUGCUUUACAGACUAGAAUAAUCACAGG